Molecule: messenger RNA, 4428 nt
Organism: Eriocheir sinensis (Chinese mitten crab)
Lineage: Eukaryota; Metazoa; Arthropoda; Malacostraca; Decapoda; Varunidae
Product: foot protein 1 variant 1-like
Exons: 6
Coding region: 2306-3709 (467 amino acids)
Source: RefSeq, a predicted model, not a curated record
GAAUCUGUGGAAGUUGGAAAUGCUGGCAUUGUAGUAUUGUUUUGAUCAUGGGUUUUUUCCAUUCAUUCAUUCAUCUUUGACGCCUGCUCCUAGGAGCUCCCGCCAGGGGGUGGCCACGGUAGAAGUCUCCAUCUCUCUCUAUCCGGACACUCCCUCCUUGCCAGCUCAGAGUUUCUCAAGGAUCCUUCCCCCCUCUCCCUGAUAUACUCCUGCACCCUGUCUCUCAAUUUCACUGGAGGUCGUUCUCUAACUUUUCCACAUUUGGAAUAAAUUAGUUCAUAGUAGGGGAGAGCAGUGAUGAUUUGGACAGUGGGAUGGUCCAGCCAUAGCACUUAUUGUAAAGUGUAUGGGACUGAGUGCCACGAGAUUUUGUGUGAAUGUGCAAAACUUUGUUGCCUUGGCCCACAAAGGGACAACUACGCCCUCAAAGCUGUUCUUUUCGAUGCAAGUCCGAUUUUAUGUUUUUUUGCAUCUCGUAUAUAAUAUUUUCAGGGUGUAUUGUAAGCUUUCACCUCAAAAACAUGGCAAUUAACGAAAUGUAAAUUAUUUUGGUGACGCAGCGAUGCACGGCGAAGGUAUUGCCUUAUAACACAAUCACCCAGCUCUCAUGCUGGAAAAGGAGUGUGACCACACAUUUGCUCUUUAGAGUCAUGAUGAUUCGGACAGAUGAUUUUUUCAUGAUUUUUAUUAAACUUAUAUCAAUUUAAACACUAUAGGUGUUGCAACGGUUAUAAAAAGGUUAAUUUGGUUGAUUUAUAUUCAGAUAUUAUGCUUGUGGGAAGAGAAGGAAGCCAUAAUACCAAAAUUUUUUAGAUAUUUCUUGUAGUUCUUUUUAUUUUUUUCCCCUAUAAAUAAUGAGAGGAUACUUUUGUCCUUAUACAAAUGUUUUAUAGUAGAUAUAAUCUUGUUUAUUAGCCAAUCAAACUUAAGUUAUAUAAAUAUUAAGCCGAGUAAUAUGAGUGUCCGUACCAUCCCACCUCCCUGGCCGAACCAUCACCACGGGUGGGGAUGGUUCGGACGAUUUAGAAACUUGUCUUUCAUCACCUACAUCUGAAAACUGGAAAUGGCUACGGGUGUCAUAUUAACAACCUAAAGAGCCAAAGGAUGAAGGAACAUUUUGAGAUCAACAAAAUUACACCACUUCUUAAACUUUUUUUUCUAAAAAUAUUUUUCUAAAAAGUGGCUGAAUCAUCGCCGCUCUCCCCUAUAUUAUGGCUUUUGUUAUUUGCAGCUUCCUUUCUUAUGAAGAUCUAACAGUGAAAUUUAUGAUUAUUCUUAGUCUUGCUCCCAAAUAGCCAUAAAUGUCAAUCAUCAAUGCUGAAAUCUUUUUGAACAAAAACAUCGUUCCAUGAGUGAAGAGUUUUGGCUUUUGGACAAGUGUGGGUAUGGAUGCAGGCCAGGUAUCACAGCAUUUCUAAUUGUAGUGUGUCUAUUGCAGUGAUGGUGAUGACACUGACAACAAGGAGCAUGUCCUCCUAGAGUGCCCUCAAGCUGGUAUUGGCCACAGAGAUCACUUUGCCGCACUCCACUUUGGGUAAGCACGUUUAAAAUUGUCCUUUAUUUAUAAGCAAGUUUUUUCUUCAGGGCUCGUUUAUAACAUUUGUACUUUGACAAUUAUAUCUUAAUGCUUAUGAGGGCAUAACAAUGGUGGGUCUUGCCAGGAAGGCACUCCAGGGACUGGCCUGGCCCAUGGUGUUGUGGACUCGCUCAGUACAAGUAUAUGGCGUUGUCUAUAUCUACACAGGCCGUAGGGGCUUAGAAUGGAAAGGGGAGAUGUGUGGAGGCCUGCUUGGGGGUCCAUUGGGGGUGGAGGCAGCGAGCGAGUGAAGCAACGCACCCCCUAGUUAGUUAAACUGUGGCAGCCCUUAUGUCCCAGUGGCCAUGUGUCCCGGGGUGACGGGUUCUUCCCGCCACAGGCUCAGGGACCAUUGUGGCAGAGAUGAGCACUGGGGCCAUGCACAGCCACAGCCUGUGCCCCAAACUUAACCUUCCAUUCAGGGUCCAGGGCAGCCGUGGUGAUGGCUCAGGGACCAUUGUGGCAGAGAUGAGCACUGGGGCCAUGCACAGCCACAGCCUGUGCCCCAAACUUUACCUUCCAUUCAGGGUCCAGGGCAGCCGUGGUGAUGGCUCUGGCAUUAAGUUUUUUCCACUUCAACAGUAAAUCAUGUUUGUAAAGGUAAUUUCUGCUGUAAAACUUUCUUAAAACAGGACAGAUAUUUCUUUAUUGGCAGCUGUCAGCAGGCAGCAAAAUGCAACAUGUUGUAAAUAUCUUGAUAAGUUAUCCAGCAAUGAUGACAAGUCAAUAAUGCUUCAAAGUGCAGGUUACAGGUCAUCCCCUAACCAAGUCAACUCACUACCAGUCAACUCACUCCCCUGGUCAACUAACCAGGUUAACUCACUCCUCUGGUCAACUAACCAAGUUAACUCACUCCUCUGGUCAACUAACCAAGUUAACUCACUCCCCUGGUCAACUAACCAAGUUAACUCACUCCUCUGGUCAACUAACCAAGUUAACUCACUCCUCUGGUCAACUAACCAAGUUAACUCACUCCCCUGGUCAACUAACCAAGUUAACUCACUCCUCUGGUCAACUAACCAAGUUAACUCACUCCCCUGGUCAACUAACCAAGUUAACUCACUCCCCUGGUCAACUAACCAAGUCAACUCAUUCUCCUGGUCAACUUACCAGGUCAACUCACUCCCCUGGUCAACUAACCAGGUUAACUCAUUCUCCUGGUCAACUAACCAGGUUAACUUGUUCCCCUGGUCAACUAACCAGGUCAACUCAUUCUCCUGGUCAACUAACCAGGUUAACUCAUUCCCCUGGUCAACUUGUUCCCCUGGUCAACUAACCAGGUUAACUUGUUCCCCUGGUCAGCUAACCAGGUUAACUUGUUCCCCUGGUCAGCUAACCAGGUUAACUUGUUCCCCUGGUCAACUAACCAGGUUAACUUGUUCCCCUGGUCAGCUAACCAGGUUAACUUGUUCCCCUGGUCAGCUAACCAGGUUAACUUGUUCCCCUGGUCAACUAACCAGGUUAACUUGUUCCCCUGGUCAACUAACCAGGUUAACUUGUUCCCCUGGUCAACUAACCAGGUUAACUUGUUCCCCUGGUCAGCUAACCAGGUUAACUUGUUCCCCUGGUCAACUAACCAGGUUAACUUGUUCCCCUGGUCAACUAACCAGGUUAACUUGUUCCCCUGGUCAGCUAACCAGGUUAACUUGUUCCCCUGGUCAGCUAACCAGGUUAACUUGUUCCCCUGGUCAACUAACCAGGUUAACUUGUUCCCCUGGUCAACUAACCAGGUUAACUUGUUCCCCUGGUCAGCUAACCAGGUUAACUUGUUCCCCUGGUCAGCUAACCAGGUUAACUUGUUCCCCUGGUCAACUAACCAGGUUAACUUGUUCCCCUGGUCAACUAACCAGGUUAACUUGUUCCCCUGGUCAACUAACCAGGUUAACUUGUUCCCCUGGUCAACUAACCAGGUUAACUUGUUCCCCUGGUCAACUAACCAGGUUAACUUGUUCCCCUGGUCAACUAACCAGGUUAACUUGUUCCCCUGGUCAACUAACCAGGUUAACUUGUUCCCCUGGUCAACUAACCAGGUUAACUUGUUCCCCUGGUCAACUAACCAGGUUAACUUGUUCCCCUGGUCAACUCCUAACCACGUCAACUCGUAAAUGGCAGGAGUGUUCUCUGCAGGAGUGACAUCACCAGGCUGUGUGGGGAGUAAUUACCAUGGCCAGGACUCAUAACACACUGGCUUGGAUAUCCCUACAAAGCUUGAGGUAAGGUUACUAUUCUGCCCAAACAGAACCUUCCUGUAAUGUGUGUCACAGAUAACAUGAACCGGCUUCGUCACUUAACCACACACAUGAUAUCUAAUUAUACAUAUAUCUAAUCCUUAUGUGCAGUGGUGGAUCCCGGGGGGGGGGGGGGAGGUGGCUGCCCCCCCCCCUUAGAACCUAAAUUGCUCCCUUUCAAAGAUUCACUGAGAUCUGUGGGGUAUCAUUCCUGUGAACACUACUACUAGCCUACUAAUUAUAAUGAUAAUAAUAACAACAAUACUACUACUUCUACUAUUACUACUACCAGUGAAACCUAUACAUAUGGAUUGGACACUUGCCCCAGCUUUGUCAUCAAGCCGCGAAUUUUGAAAAUUCAACCGCUUUGGUGUGAAUCGCCAUAACUCCCUUAUUUCUGGGGCUAGAGAAAAGUUAUUGGUAUCAAUCGACGGCAAAAUGCAAGGGCCAUAUUUUUCAGUUACCGACCGGGCUCGAAAACCGACUCAAAAAGGUUGAAAAUCGAAUAAAUUCACAAAAAAUGACUCGAAAAAAAACGUAUUUUUGAGUUCCCAACCUUUAGACCUACUCAUUUAUUGAGAAUUUCAAAACACUUAUUUAACAAAUGAUUUAGCCCUGCCAAUG